This is a messenger RNA of Wasmannia auropunctata (little fire ant), 5409 nucleotides long. Its product is annotated as ribosome-binding protein 1-like. The coding region runs from base 334 to 4005 and encodes 1223 amino acids. The transcript is spliced from 17 exons. NCBI's taxonomy places the organism in Eukaryota, Metazoa, Arthropoda, Insecta, Hymenoptera, Formicidae. The record is from RefSeq and is a predicted model, not a curated record. Gene Ontology annotation, cellular component: endoplasmic reticulum membrane.
UACAGCUCGCUCCACGUCCGGCCGCCAUAGUACUUCGGGGAAUCGAGCCGCGCGCGCGUGUGUAAUUCCUGCUGCUGCUCCGAGUCGCGCUCUCGCCAUCUCUCUCUCUCUCUCUCUCUCACUCUCUCGCUCCCUCUAUCCACUCUGGCCGUCUCUCGUCCUACUACGCGACGACACACUCUGGCCGUGCCGUCCGCAGCGAGGAGCACGUCGAGCCGCGACGAUCUCAUCGACCGACCUGGACCGACCCUUACACGCGUACGUCGCAGCACCGCAGCGGGUCUACGGAGGUCCACGGAGAUAUAAACACCACCCUCGAUAAAACAACCAAAGAUGGAUCUUCAUACGGUACUAGUGUUUGCCGGCAUUGUUGUCAUCUCAGCUGUGUGCAUUGCCUUGUUUUCGUUGUUUGGCAUAAAAGAGAAAUCUUAUGAAGAAGCAAUCGCCGAACAGAGGAAGCUUCCUGACGACCUGUUGUCAAACAAAAAGGAAAAAAAUAAAGAAAAAAAGCACAAGAAUAAGGCAGGAAAGAAGGUGAAAGAGAAGAAAGAGGAGAAAGAUGAUAAGGAUGAAAGAUCGGAGCAUGUUCAAUUUGAAGAUACUCCCCAAAUAUUGCCCCCCGAGCCUCCAGUACAGGAGAGUAACAAAGGCAAUAAGAAGAAAGGAAAACUUGAAAAAAUAAAACCAAUUCUCGUAAAUAAAGACGAGCCAUCAAUCAUUGUGGCUGAAUUAAAUCCCUCACAACCUCCCUUGGCAGAGGUUAACCAUUUUGACCUUAUUCAUCCAAAGGAUGACCUUGAACUCGUACGGAGUCAAAGUAGGGAGAAUCUUCAGCAGAUUAACCAAAUUGAGACGAUGGAGAAAGUCAACAAGUCGCCAAAGGAUACUCCAACCAAAUCGAAGAAAAAUAAUAAGGAUGCUGCGAAGAAGAGAGACGAGAAUGCUAAGGAUGAGAAACAGGACACUGUUACUUAUACUAAUGCCUCAUCUGCCAAUAAAGACGCUAUGAAGGAAGUUUCGAGGGAAGUAAAGGAGCUGAAGGAAAUCUCAAUUAAGGAAGUGAAGGAAGUCGUCAAGGAGGUAGUUCAACAGUUACCAAACAAGGAACCCAAAAAGACGAAAAAAAAGAAUGACAUUUUAUCCCAAAUCGAUGGGGAUGCUAUUAAUGUUGAAUUACUGAUGCUAUGUGUUCAAAAGGCAGAGCUUAGUCGAUCUGAAAUACAGAUCCUUACAAAUCAGCUCUUGAAUAAACAGCAAGACAAUCCGUUGGAGCAUUCAGAGUGGACGGAAGGUCGCGCUGACCCCGUUAUUAAGCUGAAAAAACAAUUGGCGGAAAAAGAGAAAGCAUUGACCGACGAGCAUGAGGCAAGCGUGGCCUUCCAGAACAAGUUGAAAGAGUUGCGAGCUGAAUUUAAUAUGGACAGAUCUAGACUGUUAGCGAGCAUUCGACAACUCGAGGAAUCGUUGAACGCCAAGAUCACGGAGACUCAAACGUUGCACACCCGAAUGCAGCACAUUUUGGAGAGCCACGUCGCGGAGAAGCAAGGCUUCGCUAGGCAGAUCGAACAACUGCAGACCAAAGUGAACGAGGACGCGACUAUUAUUCACAAAUUACAAGAGGAUCAGGGACAGACUCAGGGCCACUUGCAGCAGGAGUUGAUGGCGCAGCGGAAGCAAAUGGAAGUGCAGUUUGCUCAGAUGCGCGACAAUGAGAACGCAUUGAAAUCGCAAUUGGCCCAGAAACACGUGGAGAUGCAGGAGCUGCAGAAUGAGCUGCAAGCGACCUGCGAGAGCAGCACCGCGGAGAUAGAGAUGUUACGUCAGCAAUUGGGAAUAAUGCAAGGCCAAUUGAUGCACUCGGAAGGACAAUUACAGCAUUUCAAGGAGGCAAACGAUCGACUGCAAGAUGUUGCUAGGCAACUCGAGGAAUCUCAUCGUGCGCACGCCGAUUUAGAUCAUAGAUUGAAAAGCGCCCAUCGUCACGAGCAGGAACUGCAGAAGCAAGUGAACUCGCUGCAGGCGGAAUUGAAUCACGCGAAAAACGAAGCCAACGAAACGCCUACCUUGAAGCUAGAACUUAGCAAGACUCAAACGGAAUUAAUGAAAUUGAAGUCAGAGCUGUCAGCCACGAUGAAUGAAGCUAAAUCGGAAGCGGCCGAAAUUAUAGCCUUGAAAAACGCAUUGAGUAACAAAGAGGACGAGCUGAAGAGAUCGCAGGACAAAUUUUAUUCCGUGCAAAACGAUUUGCAGCAAUCCGGCCUGCAAGUUACGCGUAUGGAAUCCGAAUUGAAUUCUGUACAAAAGAAAUUGGAUAUUCUGAACAUCGAUUUUGAAAAGACGGAAUGCAAUUUGAAAGAAGCGAAGAACGACACGAACAAGUAUCAAAAUCAGAUAUUUGCAAUGCAGGAAAAAUUGGCGAACUCACAGAUGGAAUUGGUUAUGGCUCAUGACCAGCUUAGGAAGUCCAAUGAAAGAACGAGUGAGUUUAAAGCUUUGCAAACCGAAUUAAAUAGACUGCAGAGUAAUGAGAAGAAGACGGGAGAGGAGCAGUUUCGAAUUAUAAAACUGCAGGAAGAAAAUGAUAGACUGCGUACUGAGCUUGCGAGUGCUUUGGAGAAACAAAGAGAGCUUCAACAACAGCACGAGAACAAAAUCCAUACGGAUGUAGUAUUAGCCACUGCUGAACCUCAACAUGCCAAUUCAGAGGAGAAAGCUUUACUAGAAAAAUUAAAAAUCGAGUUAACGCACAAGGAAGAGGAGUUUAAUAAGAUAAAUGAACGGUUACACGUAUUAGAAAGUGAUGCGAACAAACACCAAUAUUGUAUUAGACAAUUAGAAGAAGCUUUGGAGGUCCAAAAAUCUAAAAAUAAUGAGCUACGCACAAAGAACUGGAAAGUAAUGGAAGCUCUUUCUGCUGCUGAGUCGCGUGCCAAAUCCAAUGAUGAAAAGAGCGUUACAGAAGUAACACAAAAAAUUAAGGAGGAGCAAGAAGAAACAACUAAAGCCUUUCUUCAGAGGAUAUUUCCAGAGAUCAAAGUCUCCGAGAAGACACACGAACAAUGGCUCAAAUCUUUUGAAGAUAAAAUAUGUACUGUUCUAAGUGAAUUAAAACAGAAAAACACAGAUCAGACAAAUCCAGAUUUGGAGAGACAGAACAAAAACCUGCAAGGCAUGGUUUCACAUUACAAACAAAUUAUCUACGAUACGGAAGGUAUGCUUAAUAAAUUACAAAGUUAUAUAGAAUCCGAAGAAACAAGGUGGCAGUCGCAACUUCGGCAGAAGGAGAAUGAAGUGGCGAACCUUAGAGUAGAACUUAAUGAUAUGCAAGCCAAAUUAAUCUCAAGUGAAGAGUCUAAACAGAGGGCGAAAGAGUUGGAAGCUCGUGCAGGAGAGUACGAUUGUAGUGCAAUAUUACUUAAAUCCGCGCAGAAAGCUGUCGCAUCUGGAGAACUAGAUGGCAACAAGUUUGUUACUUUAGAACAAUUACAAGAGGAGAAGGCCCGAUUGUCGCAGGAAUUAGAAGUAGAAUGUAAUAAGAGGGCGACAUUGGACGCCGAAGUUACGAAAUUGCGUUCUCUUGUUGAAACUAGUGAGGCGAGUUUAGUAUACGAGAAAAAUCUUGUCACGCAACUUCAACAAGAAGUGUCCCAACUCAAGAAUGAAAUUUGUGGCGGCUGUAGCAGUUCAGAGCAAUCUAUAUUAAACGGUCCACCCACAUCGGAUUCUCUUCAAUCCGAGCGUCCUAUAGCGUCUCAGGCUCUGAUAACUGCGUUAGAAAAUACUCUGCUCAAGAAUACGGAGUUUGCAAACUGUUCCAUUACGAAACCUGUCAAUUUGGUCAGUCAGUCUGAACAAGAAAUUGAGAACAACUCCCUUACUACAAAAUACUCCUCCAAAUCUUGUCAUAUGACAGAUCACAACACACAGGCUAAUUGGAACCCAAUGAUUGGCCAGCAACAUAAAAAACACAAGAAAAAGAGGAAGGGUGGUUCAGGAAAAAAAUAACUUCAAAAAAUAAACUACGCUAGUGCAGUGCGAAUACUGGUGGUUAAAAAGAUGGGAUGCGCAAAUGCAAAAAGAAAGCGUACGCAGCAUUGCUAUAUAGGUAUAAAUGGCAUACUUUGCUACUCAGAAGACUAAUAUAAAGUGAAAAUAUUACGGAUAAUGUUUAUUGUAAAAAAAUAUCAUAUUUUAUUAUGUGGAGAAAAAUAUAAAUAAUUAAACUCGUAGCGAUUAUAUGGAAGAAAAUCUUGAAAUACUUGCGUAUGUGAUGGUUAUAUAAUUUAUAAUUAUAAAUAGCUAUGUACACGAUGUAAAGAUUAUCAAAAUUGUGCAUUACCAAAUUAUGGAUUACCGAUAUUAUUUAUAGAAUCUAUGAACUGUAACAAUUAUAAAUUUUAAUUCUGUUAUGAGACUUAAGUGUUAUAGGAACAUAACACUUAAGAGAUGUGUUCUUGUAACGCAAGAAAAAUUGUAUAAUUAAUUAAUUAAUUAAUCAAUGGAUUCCAUGACUUCAUGAUACAUUAUGUGUAUGAUAUUGAUUCUGAUAUUAUUUCCAACAGUCACGCUGUUACUAAUGUUUAACAUCUUUUUUUCUUCUUUUUUUAUCAUUGACGCAUGGACCAGAAAUUAUAUAUAUAUAUAAAUAUACUAUAUAUAUAUGCAUAAUAUGAUAUAAAAUAUGCAUCGCAUUUUUUGUUAUCGAUAGCGAACACAAAUACACCAAAUUUAUAAAAAACGCGAUCUUCAUGUUGUCCCAUUGUAUACAAGUUCAAUUUUGUUAUUCGUUUUACGUGCAAUAAUUAUGAAAGUGAGGCAAGAGUUUUGAACGCGAGCCAGUCUUAUACAAUAUAUACAAAUGUUAUUUGAAAUUUAUUGCGCCCAACAAUUGUACUGAAAGCAAGUACUGCAUACAUGAGACGAAUUUGAAUUUGCGUAUAGUUCACAUAGAAACUUUUAUUAUCAGAUCUAAGAAUAUAUUUAACAAGUUCAAGUUAACAAACAAUUUUAGGGGCAUUUAAAAAUAUUUGAUGCUUGCAAUUAUUUAUAUUCACAUUUAAUUACGCUUCAAACAGAUGUUUAUUAAUUGGACAAGCCAAAAUGUUCCAUAUUGUUAUUCGAGUAGCUUUGCUAUUCUACUCUAGUAGAACUUCUUUAAAGAUGAUUUUUAAAUACUUGCUUGCAUGUAUUAAAUAUUUAAUUAAAAAUACUGUGUUAGACGUUUAAUUGUACACUUAAAAGAGUUCUUUGUUCACCUGUGUAAUCGAUUGGUUGCAUAAAAAAAGGAUAGGAUUAUUGUACUGAGUUUUGUAAGAGGCAUGUAUGUUUAGUACACUGCGUACUUAUUUACCGUUUUGUAUCUAGAAAGCAUAUUCAUAGUUAAUAAAAGUUUACUGUUUUACUUGAUGA